AUGUGUCUGCUAUUGACCAUCUUCGUCAACCGCCGCGAGCGGACGCCCACCUUCAAGAAAAACAGAAAAGACCCCAGCGACAAGCUGCGCAAAUUGGAUGCCGUCUCGCCGAUACGAACGCUUGAAGAAUGGUGGUCCAAAUUGAAAGGUCCUCUUCUGCCAUCCGAAGGGGCUGAUGGGCAGUUUAUCUGCGUCGUCUGCCUUGAAUCCGUCCUACGCUCUCAGGAAAUCCGAGAACUCAAAUGCUUACACGUCUUUCACAAGGAGUGUCUGGAUAAGUGGUAUCUGCAGGACCAUUUCAACUGUCCGCUCUGCCAUCGCGCAUAUUAUGUUCAGGAGUCGCGGCCCAGUAACGACUUUGUAUGGAUGGUAUGA
Messenger RNA from Aspergillus thermomutatus, 375 nucleotides. Its product is annotated as putative RING finger domain protein. The transcript is spliced from 3 exons. Gene Ontology annotation, molecular function: ubiquitin protein ligase activity. Gene Ontology annotation, biological process: protein ubiquitination. The record is from RefSeq and is a predicted model, not a curated record. NCBI's taxonomy places the organism in Eukaryota, Fungi, Ascomycota, Eurotiomycetes, Eurotiales, Aspergillaceae. Bases 1 to 375 code for a protein of 124 amino acids.